Eutrema salsugineum is the source of this 840-nucleotide messenger RNA. RefSeq names its product DNA-directed RNA polymerase subunit 7-like protein. Gene Ontology annotation, biological process: DNA-templated transcription initiation. Gene Ontology annotation, molecular function: single-stranded DNA binding; single-stranded RNA binding. The record is from RefSeq and is a predicted model, not a curated record. Bases 100 to 723 code for a protein of 207 amino acids. NCBI's taxonomy places the organism in Eukaryota, Viridiplantae, Streptophyta, Magnoliopsida, Brassicales, Brassicaceae. The transcript is spliced from 2 exons.
UCCGUCAAAAAAUUUAUGCAGAGAGUAGAAAUCUCUUCCGUACGACCCUUCGGCUCCUUUCCUCCAGUGAGAUAUCGAACUUUCUUUUCAAGGUGAGUGAUGAAGCGAAUGUUUUCAGAAGUAGAAAUGGUUCGGGACGUGACUAUAUGCGCCAAACACUUGAAGGGCCAAUCGCCACCACACCACCAGAUUCUAAACAGACUACUCCAAGAUCUGAUUUACGAGAAAGCAUGCAAGGAACACGGGUUCUAUCUCGGCAUCACCGCCCUAGAAAGCAUCGGUAACAGCAAGAACAACAACGACGACAAUCACCAAGCAGAGCUCCUCACAUUCCCAGUCUCCUUCACAUGCCGCACAUUCUUGCCCUCACGAGGAGAUAUCUUGCAAGGUGUUGUAAGGAAAGUGUUGUGGAGCGGAGGAGCUAGAGGAGUUCUGAUCCAUUGUGGCCCACUCAGAUACGCAUACCUCUCGCGCAUGAAAAUGCCUGACUACCAUUUUGUCCAGCCAGAGACAGAGUCGGAGGAGGAGGAGACGCCGUAUUUUCAGAGAGAUGAUCUCACCAAGAUUAGCGUUGGAGUCAUUGUCCGGUUUGCGGUCUUGUGCCAUCGGUUUAAGGAGUAUUCUGACAAAAGAAGACUCGAUGUUUACGUUCUGGCGUCUGUGGAAGGCGAUGAUACACUUGGUCCCAUCUCUCUUGCAGGAUCCGAAAGGCCGUGCAUGUGAUUGUGUUGCUACACGAUUUCAGGCGAAAGUUGAAGUCUUUUGAUAACUUUUUAGGUUAGUCUCAGUCUCACUUGGUUCUUUUUAGUCCUAUCGUGUAGUCGAACCAACUCACCACUC